This is a messenger RNA of Aspergillus welwitschiae, 3063 nucleotides long. Its product is annotated as glycoside hydrolase family 35 protein. Gene Ontology annotation, cellular component: vacuole. The record is from RefSeq and is a predicted model, not a curated record. Gene Ontology annotation, molecular function: beta-galactosidase activity. Lineage: Eukaryota; Fungi; Ascomycota; Eurotiomycetes; Eurotiales; Aspergillaceae. The transcript has 5 exons. Gene Ontology annotation, biological process: carbohydrate metabolic process. The coding region runs from base 1 to 3063 and encodes 1020 amino acids.
AUGGACCGGGUGUAUCAACCAUUGCUAUGUUUCCUCUGGCAUGUUCUUCUUUUUGCUAUUUCAGCCGACCAACCCCGGCUGCACAUUCCGCGUGCACCGGAUCCGUUAGCAGAACAGCUAACGGGACUCGUCACUUGGGAUGAGUACUCGAUAUUCGUCCGCGGCGAACGCAUCCUGUUCUUGUCAGGCGAGUUCCAUCCAUUCCGGCUUCCUUCCCCUGGCCUGUGGCUCGAUGUUUUCCAGAAAAUCAGAGCGUUGGGCUACUCCGGUGUCUCAUUCUACUUGAUGUGGGGUUUGCUGGAAGGGGCGCCGGAGCAUUUCCGCAGUGAUGGCGUCUUUGACCUCCAAGAGUUCUUUGAUGCUGCCAGUCAGGCAGGAAUAUACCUGAUCGCUCGGCCUGGGCCAUAUAUCAAUGCUGAAGUCUCCGGGGGCGGUCUUCCCGGAUGGCUCCAACGCCUGCAUGGUGACGUCAGGUCAGUGGCUCCAGACUACCUGAACGCCACGAGAAAUUAUAUUAUGAAUACCGGCAAGAUUAUUGCCCGGGCCCAAAUCACAAAUGGUGGCCCAAUAAUUCUUUUCCAACCGGAGAAUGAGUAUACCAUGUGUUCGGGGUUCACGACAGUUGGGGAUAUCAGUGCCUGCCUGGAUGAAAACUAUAUGGCUGGGGUGGAAGCACAAUACCGGGAGGCGGGAAUUGUCGUUCCGUUUAUCAGCAACGACGCCGUCCCUCUCGGUAACUGGGCACCAGGCACAGGGAAAGGUGCCAUGGACGUUUAUGGAUAUGACUUUUACCCAUUUGGCUGGGGCACUGGAUGCCACGACCCUUACAAUUGGACCCGGAUAUUGGAUCCUUUGAGCUUGUCGAAUUUCUCCACACACUUGACUAUGAGUCCGACAACCCCAUAUGCCAUUGUAGAGUACCAAGGGGGCGCUCCUGAUCCAUGGGGUGGUAAUGGCGUCGGGACUUGUGCAGCCAUGAUCGGUGCUGAGUUUGCGCGGGUAUUUUAUAAAGUCAACUUCAGCCUUCGCGCCACGAUUGUGAAUCUCUAUAUGAUGUUCGGCGGGACCAACUGGGGCAAUUUGGGGUAUCCAUCUGGCUAUACCUCAUACGAUGUUGGUGCACCCAUUAGUGAAGAUCGUCUAUUGACGCGCAAAAAGUAUCAUGAAAUCAAACUUCAGGCCCAGUUCAUACAAUCCUCACCGGCGUAUAUGGUCUCUUGGCCUCUUCUUGCUCAACUUAGGUACUCCAAUGCUUCCAACCUGGAUAUUACCGUACUGCACGGAGACGCCACAAAGUUCUAUACCAUUCGUCACGCCGAUUAUGGCACGCUCAAGUCGACAUACUACAAUAUCAACUUGGAGACUAGUUUCGGAAACUUCACUGUCCCCACUCUAGGUGGAUCUCUGGUUCUGAACGGACGGGAUUCUAAGAUCCAUGUUACGGAUUACCAAAUUGGGGAUAUCAGUCUAGUCUACUCGUCAGCCGAGAUAUAUACCUGGAAGAGGUCGGGAGACAAAACCGUUCUCUUGAUGUACGGUGGGGAUGCUGAACAGCACGAGUUUGCGGUUCCAAUACCAUCCGACCAUGUGAAAGUCCUUGAGGGGAAUGAAACGACAUAUCGCGGAACCGAUAACCUCACCUUUUUACAGUGGACGGUCAGUCCGACCCGCCAAGUCAUCAGCUUUAGUGAUAAGCUGGACGUGUAUCUGCUUUGGCGAAAUGACGCGUACAAAUACUGGGUGAUUGACUUAUCCCUUCCUCCGCCAGUGGGCCUACAUGUGUCUCCUUCUAGGGAAAAUUCCUCGGUCAUUGUCAAAGGCGGAUAUCUCGUACGGAACGCAACUAUCUCGGGCGAAGUACUGUCGCUAACAGGGGAUCUUAAUGCAACAACAGAAAUUGAGGUGGUUGCUGCCCCUUCCGGGUGUUGCUCCGGUCUUGUGUUCAACGGGGAGACGGUGAAAACCAGCGUGGAGAAUGGACGAUUGAAGGGCUCCCUGAAGUAUGAAGCCCCGGCGAUUGCGUUGCCUCAUCUUGUCACAGCGAAUUGGCAGUACCUCGAUUCCCUCCCAGAGCUUGGGCCGCGCUAUGAUGACAGCAACUGGACCCUGUGCGACCACGCCUCAACCAACAAUCCGCGAAAACUGUCCACGCCCACUUCGCUCUAUGCUAGUGAUUAUGGCUAUCAUGCGGGCUCCAUCCUCUAUCGAGGCCAUUUCGUCGCAAAUGGGGCCGAGUCCUCAUUCUCUCUGUCCAGCCAGGGAGGGUACGCAUUCGCGCACUCGGUGUGGUUGAACUCGACGUUUCUCGGCGCUUGGUCCGGCGAUCCUGCUGUACAAACAUAUAACCAAACACUGCAUUUCCCUAAUCGCCUCGAGUCUGGAGCUUCCUAUGUUUUGACGGUAUUGAUCGAUAACAUGGGACUCAAUGCAAAUUUCUACGCUAACAUACAAACCAUGAAGGACCCGCGAGGGAUUCUCGACUACAGUCUCUCUGGCCACGAGGACAAGGCUGACAUUGAAUGGAGGAUAACAGGCAACUAUGAAGGCGAGCGCAAACUUGACCUCAGUCGAGGCCCGCUCAACGAAGGAGCUACCUUUGCUGAGCGACAAGGUUUCCACCUCCCCGGAACCCCCACCCAAGAUUGGCAGCAGAGCUCCCCUAUGGACGGCCUGUCGGGACCGCGUGUAGGAUUCUAUGCUACAACGUUCAACUUAAGCUUCCCGUAUGGGUACGAUAUCCCGAUGAGCGUCAUCUUCGCAAACAGCUCAGCUGUCGGGGAUCCCAAUACGGCAGGACGAUUUCGGAUAUCUCUGUAUGUGAAUGGGUGGCAAUUUGGAAAAUAUGUGAACAAUAUCGGCCCACAGAUAUCGUAUCCAAUCCCUGAAGGUAUUCUCAAUCAUCAUGGAGAGAAUUACCUCGCCCUUGUAUUCUGGGCACUGGACCGCAACGGCGCAAGGCUCGGUUAUAUUCAAAUAGGGAAUAGUGCAAUCAUACAGACAGGAUACUCGUUACCCAACUUGGUACCCGCUUCUGAAUAUGCCAUCAGAGGCGAUAGUUAUUGA